AUGGUCAAUAAGUCCCGUCGCUCGGGUCGCCUCCCCGCCGGGAGUGAAAUCCAGUCAGUGAUCCUGUUGAGGCACCAGUUUUCUUCUGGCAACCGCGACAAAAGCCACCCCGGGGAACCGGGCGCCAACACGGACCCCGGGACAGCUCCCACCAAGCCCCGACUGCCAUGCCGAGCCUCCGGGGCGCGGCCCUCCUCACCCGCCCCCCGCCCCGAGAGCGGCUGCAGCCGCCUCAGGUCGCCCCUGGCCGGCGUCUUCGCGGCCAGAGCGGCGCCGCGCCGGCCGCUACUCUCGCUUCAGCCGCCGCCAGCCGACCCAGCGCGCAAAAUGACGCGCUCGCGGGCACCUCCUGAGAGCCCUGCUGCAGAGCCUCCGGCUGGGAUAGCCGCCCCCCGUGGGGGCUAUGCGGACAGCGCGGGACAGCCAGGGGAGCGCGCGGGGGCCGCAGCAUGCGGGAACCCGCUAAACCCGGUGGCUGCUGAGGCGGCCGAGAUGCUAGUGCGCGCAGCGCGCCCCACUGCAUCCUCGACCUUCUCUGGCUACAGAGCGCCUAGGCCGGUGCGAGUUAGCCCCAACUUCCCCAGGCUCCAGCAGUGCCGGGCAGAAGGGGCGCGCGCUUGUGCACGCGUGCACGACAGCGCUGGUUUUACCGGCAGGCGUGGCUUUGCCCCUGGAGCGUGUGCGUUCACCACCUGA
Messenger RNA from Condylura cristata (star-nosed mole), 696 nucleotides. RefSeq lists its product as uncharacterized. NCBI's taxonomy places the organism in Eukaryota, Metazoa, Chordata, Mammalia, Eulipotyphla, Talpidae. The record is from RefSeq and is a predicted model, not a curated record. The transcript has 6 exons. The coding region runs from base 1 to 696 and encodes 231 amino acids.